Aphanomyces astaci is the source of this 2037-nucleotide messenger RNA. RefSeq lists its product as hypothetical. The record is from RefSeq and is a predicted model, not a curated record. NCBI's taxonomy places the organism in Eukaryota, Oomycota, Saprolegniomycetes, Saprolegniales, Verrucalvaceae. The transcript has 4 exons. The coding region runs from base 1 to 2037 and encodes 678 amino acids.
AUGGACACGCUGUUCCCGGCGCCGAUUCCCAAGAAACACUCGGGCAUGGAGUUGCGAUGCACCAACGCGGACUGCUCUAGUGGAGUGGCCGGUGGUCGGACGAGUCCAAGAAGCGGGGGCGCGAAUGGAUGGCGGCGCUGCACCACAAGUUUGGCGACGACGGAUCGUGCACGAGGACAUAUAAUGGACGUUGACCUUCACGCUGAUUUGGUGCGGCUGGACGAGGUCGCUUCGAAAGUGGCGAUGAUGCGAGCGUCGGCCGAGAAGGUGCUCGAGGACAUAUGCUCGCCGACGACUGGCUUUCUUGCGGAAGUGUCGAGCUCCAUCAAGCACGUGGAUGCGGCUUGGCAGUCUGCGCGAAAUCACAUCCCAGACAACGCCCGCACCGCCAUUGUCAGCGACUUUGUGAAAUUUCUCACGGAUUCAUUGGACGUCCGCAACACCGCAGGGCUGUCGCAGUUGGUCCAAGCGUUUGUCGACCAUGACACUGCGACGGUGGACGCGUUCAUCGCCAACUCGAUCAACGUCGUCGUGUUUGCCAAAGCCGCCGCCGCGGUGGUGGUAAAGCACGAAGACACUACCGUAGUCCCCUCCACUCCGGACGGCCGAUCGAUCCGACUCGCAGAGAAUGUUGCUCUUGUGACAAAAAGACCGGAACCAGCUGUGAAGCGACCCCGCGCGUCGUUGGAGGCCGAGCGUACCAUUGCGGACGAAAUUGAACCGAAACGAGGCCACCUGACGCUCUUGGAAUCAAACAACAACGACAUCCAUAGCAAGAUACACGAUGUGGAAUUGUUCGCGUCUGCGUUGGACCGGUCGCUGGGCAAAGCCUUCGCAAACAACAAAUGGCUGCGGGUGGUGGCGCGAGAGCCGUGGACCGACUGGUCCAAUGCAUUCGUGCCGUUUCUACCGGGCCACAGCCCGGGCCAAGUGGCCUUGAACGGCGAAUUGCAAGCGUUUUUUAUCGUGCAUGGUCGAGCAAUGUGGGAGCGGUACUUCUACCUCGGAACAUCGUUGGAUCCUCGCAACACAAUGCCAUCAAAGCGCUUCCGUCGACUCCGCGCAUCCUUCGGUGAACUCGUGCAGAGUCUGUACGCGCUGGAAGGUGUCGACGUGUUCUUGUUCCUGGAAGCGUACCGUUCUGGCCAUCGAUCGUGCAGCACCCGAUCCCGUUGGACACGUCGUUUCCUAGACCAAUGCACGAAGCGAUGGCCAUCGUAUCAGGGGUACUGGGCGCCCCCCGUGGAAGCCACCACGUCACUCUCGCACGAGUACGGGUUUGAAAAGUUCGAACCCAUGGCGUGUCUCGACUGGAUGGGCAAGACCUCGCUGCUACAGGACAAAUGGAUCAGUCCAAAUUUCGUCGCCAAGCUCUUCGCGGAAAUGGAGGCGAAGCGACCGACGUUUGACGCCGCCCAGAGCCCGUACGUAUCCGUGAUGCAUCCAGCGAAGGCGCUGCCAACGUUCCAAAAGGAGAUGUCGUUUUCGUUGUGCUAUUGUAGCAACAUGCGACGUGUGCACAAAGCCAAACAUGCCGACCCGACGGCUGCUACUGCUGCUGCUGCUUUGGACGGAGCCGUGCGGCAGUUUGAACGCGCCCGAGACGAUGCGGUGAAAGCCAUCGACACGUUGUCGUCGUCGGUGGCCAACGUGGCAGAGGUCGCCACCUCCACCGUUUCCCCACCAGACAGAGCAACCUUGACCGCGCAAACGGUCGACGACUUCGUCAAGUAUCUCGUGAAGAGGUUCGACGUGAGCAACCUCGAGGGGCUGACUUCCCUCGCGAAAGCGUUCGUGUUCCACCCUAGCGAGAAGUCGCCCCAAGUCGAUGCGUUUGUGGCAAAUGGACUCGACGUGGUGCUGCAUGCGAGGCGAUGUGCGGCCCAAGGUGUGCCCGGGACCCUCGUGGUGCUUCCAGCGAUGGCGGACGAGGCCCUGGAAGGCCUCACGGAUGGCCAAAUCGAAUUCGUGCAGUUGAAAGUGGCGCAGGUGAAGCGAGUCCGACGUGCUGUUGUGGAGGGAAACCUAAACCCGUAG